AUGAAAAUGUUUGGAUUAAAGAGAAUCGUCGACGAGAAGGUCGACAAAACCGUCAAUAUGGCCUCAGACGUUGUUAACCGUUUGCUGGACACGUCGUACAAGGGUGGAUUAUUCUCAAUGAUUAUUGUCACCAUCGUCUGGGUGUCUAUAUUUUUGUAUAUAGCUUUCUAUUAUGCAUAUAUGCCUUCUCUAAUGUUCACUCGUCCAGUUCACAUGCAAUUUAAAUCCUGUUACAGCGAUAAAGGUAUAUGUGAUUAUCCAUCAGCACAUGUUCAGUUAACCAAAAAUCAUCAAUUGUUAAUGAUUGGUCAAAAAUACAAAAUGACUGUUGAUGUUGAGUUACCAGAAUCACCAGUUAAUGAAGAAAUCGGAAUGUUUAUGCUCUGUGUUCGUUUGGGCGACAAAUAUGGUUAUCUUAUAUCUUCUUCCUGUCGAUCCAGUAGAUUAAGAUACAAAAGUCAAUUGUAUCGUCUUAUUCAUACAUUGUUCAUGGUACCAUUUUACCUGACAGAAUUAUCCGCAGAAAAACAAUUAAUCCAGUUAGAAAUGUUCACAGAUUACGAAGAAGAUCAAUUACAUCCAGUUACAGACAUUUACUUUGAGAUAUUAAAUCAUGAUAUUCAAAUUUAUUCUACCAAGUUAAAUAUCAUUGCUAACUUGGGUGGUUUACGUUACCUUAUGUUUCAUUGGCCAAUCUUAUCAGCUUGUCUAGGAAUUGGAUCAAAUCUCCUUUUUGUAUUUUUUGUGUUCUCAAUGUCAUGGCGACAUAUAUAUGGACCUGAAGUGUAUAAAAAUGAACCAAAUGAUUUCUUGGAUCGAUCCGAACGUUUGGAUGAAUUUGAUUCAGAGGAUGAAUCUGAAGUAUCAGAUGAUUUGUGCAAAAAAGAGUUUCUCCCUUAUAAAUUUUCAUCCUCUAACCUAAUGAUUCCUGAGCAAUAGUUAAUAGUCUUAUUUCUAAUAAGAAAUAAAAGUAAUUUGAAUUGUCACAAUUAGAUUACGGUAAAAUGUAUAACUAACGGGUUAAGAAAACUAUCAUUAUGCCUAAAAUACUAUUUUAAUCUUUGUUAUGGUUUUGAAACUGAUGGGUACUAGAAAAAUAUAAAUUUUAGAUUAUAGACUGUUAAACUGUUUCUGUGGUGCUUUAGUUAAGCAUUUUAUGUUAUAUCUAAGAUUAAAAUGUUUACUACUUAAUAUUAUUCCUUUUUUUAUUUUUAUUUU
Messenger RNA from Melanaphis sacchari, 1218 nucleotides. RefSeq names its product seipin (gene Seipin). The transcript is spliced from 5 exons. Gene Ontology annotation, cellular component: endoplasmic reticulum membrane. The record is from RefSeq and is a predicted model, not a curated record. Gene Ontology annotation, biological process: lipid droplet organization; lipid storage. Bases 1 to 939 code for a protein of 312 amino acids. Lineage: Eukaryota; Metazoa; Arthropoda; Insecta; Hemiptera; Aphididae.